This is a messenger RNA of Siniperca chuatsi (mandarin fish), 2920 nucleotides long. RefSeq names its product 5'-nucleotidase, cytosolic IIIA (gene nt5c3a). Lineage: Eukaryota; Metazoa; Chordata; Actinopteri; Centrarchiformes; Sinipercidae. Gene Ontology annotation, cellular component: cytoplasm. Bases 322 to 1317 code for a protein of 331 amino acids. Gene Ontology annotation, molecular function: magnesium ion binding; 5'-nucleotidase activity. The record is from RefSeq and is a predicted model, not a curated record. The transcript has 8 exons.
UGCUAAAUAACAUACAAAUUAAGGUCUGGUUCUAAUAACGUUAGCUUAAUGGCUGAAAGGCAUUAGGGUUAUGUAACAUGUCAUUUAUUUGUAAAUUUUACUAUAAUAUGUUGACAAUAUUUUGGCAUUGCUGUUAAAUAAACAUUGUCAUUCAGCUGUUACGUUGGCCGCCAAAAAUUAAACUUCUACUGAGUGACUGGUCGCUUUUAGCAUAGAGGAUCUUCGGCUGCGGGUUUGAGCCAGUAGGAAGGCGCCUGUUGACAGAAGGCAGGACGGGACUCUCCGGGCGGCGGUUGGUAGUUGGAGGAAUAUCGGACCGUCAUGGACAGGACGGCCGUGGUGAAGGUCGGAGCCGCGGCCAGUGCCAGCGUCUGUGCCCUGUUCGGCGGCGUAGUUCUGGCCCAGUACAUCGUCGCCAAGAAGAAGCGAGCGGGCAAGAAAACGAGGAUCAUAGAGAUGAUGCCUCAGUUUGAGAAGACGACGGUCCACAUGAGGGACCCUGAGAGGGUGGAGCAGAUCAUCUGUGGCCUCAUCAAAGGAGGAGCUUCCAAAUUACAGAUCAUCACAGACUUUGACAUGACGUUAAGCAAGUUUGCUGUCAACGGCAAACGCUGUCCGACGUGUCACAAUAUCAUCGAUAACUGCAAGCUGGUGACAGAGGAAUGCAGGCAGAAGCUGCUGCAGCUGAAGAAUAAAUAUUAUCCCAUCGAGAUCGACCCUCAACUCACCAUGGAGGAGAAAUACCCAUUCAUGGUGGAGUGGUAUUUCAAGUCUCACACACUACUUGUGGAGCAGCGGCUAGAGAAAGACAAACUGCCAGAGGUGGUGAGAGAGUCUGACGCUGCACUCAGGGAAGGCUUUGAGCAGUUCUUUGAUCGCCUGCAGCAGCACAAUGUGCCUGUCUUCAUCUUCUCCGCUGGCCUGGGCGACGUCCUGGAGGAAAUUAUCCGCCAAGCCGGAGUCUACCACCCCAACGUCAAGGUCGUCUCCAACUUCAUGGACUUCGACGACAAUGGCGUCCUGAAGGGUUUCAAAGGCGAGCUGAUCCACGUGUACAACAAACACGACGGCGCCCUGCGGAACACAGAGUACUUCAAACAGUUGAAGGAAUACUGCAACAUCAUUCUAAUGGGUGACUCGCUGGGGGACCUCAGCAUGGCUGACGGCGUGCCCAAUGUGGAGAACAUCCUCAAGAUUGGCUUCCUCAACGACAAGGUGGAAGAGCGACUGGACAAAUAUCUGGACUCUUAUGACAUCGUCCUGGUGAAGGACGAGACUCUAGAAGUGCCCAACGCCAUCCUCCAGAAGGUUCUAUAACUCAACCUCCACCCCACCCCCCACCCCCAGUCCACUCCUCUCCUCCCAUGGACCUGUCAGACUUCUAACACCAACUUAAACCUUUGUCGCUGGUCCAGAGUGGUCACUAUUUUAACCCCACCACUUGCUCUGGAUCCCCCACUGUAAAAGCCUUUUUAAAAGAGAUUUUACAUCUCUUAAAUGAACUGUUUUAAAAGUCCACACCGCAGCAUCAGCCUGUUUCUAGUGUGUUUUGUCCGUUCCAACUGGUUCUGAUGUUCUCAAGUCGUUUUAUAAUAAAAGAAUAACCAAAAGUGAGAUGGAAAAACCCCCCACAAACUCUCACUCCAUCUUUAUAAUUUGCACAUUAUUGUUACCAUUGUUAUUCAUAGGAUUUAUUUUGAUAUGGUAAUAUUUGUAUACCAUAAAGCAGGCGCUGACAGGCGGACAGUGUUUUCUUUGGAGCUAUCCCAGCAUGCCUGUCACCUCAGUUACACUAAUUAUGUGAAUUGGGUGUUAGACGUCCACUUGGUCAGACUGAAAGUGACCCCUUGGUAUCAGACAUAAAACAUGUAUCUGCAAAAGCUGUUCGAGGGUCAUGGAAGUAAUUCAGUACAUAAAGGACCUUUGAAAAUGUAGUCUAAUGACCAUUGACACCAUAUUCGUUUGAGGGAGAGAAAAAAAAGGAUUCAGAUUGUCAACAUGAAACUCAGAUGAUCAGAGGAAACGCACUUUAAAUUGUGUGUAUGGGGGAAUCAGCCUGUACAUGAACACGUGUGGCAAUAGUUUUGAUAUGUGGAUGUAGGAACAUGUUCUUGCACAGAAAAGCCAUAUAAGCUUUUUUUUUUUUAACCCUAAUGUGCUCAUUUUGUAUCAUAUCUACACACAGAGGAAGAAGCAGCUCUUUACUCUUGAAACAUACACGGCAAAUGCCCUUUUAAAUUUGUGAGCUUCUUUGUACAGCUGACUCAACAAUCAAGUGUUCUCCAUGAUGUGUUUAAGGUUAAAGAGGUAUUAAGUAAUACUAAAGAUGAUCUCUAGUGGUCAUUAGUGGGAAUUACACCAGUAAAAUCCCCUUGAACCAAGGUAACAGGUGAAGUACUGCAAAAUUACAAUAUAUCUAAAGUAUAGUUUAGUUCACCAUUUCAGUAAACAGAAGGAUGCACACUGCUGCCGGUGGCUCAAUAAAACUCAACAUGAGACUUAUUUAAUUUCAUCACCUUUUCAUUCUGUGGUUAAAAUUGAGCACCACUUCUAAAAUAUUCAUCUUUGUUUUUUUGGGAGGUUCAAAUCUAAAAUGUCCCCCCUCUCUGUCGCAACAUGUUGUGUUGAAUGUUCUCUUUGACUUUGUGUUUUUAAAUGUGCUGCUAUCACCUGCAUGUUGCCUUUUCUUAUCGUUAAGUUUAUGUCAAUGAAAUGGGAGAAGUAUAUAUCAGUAAAACAGGGAAUAAUGUCAUACUGUAUAUGUGGGCGUUAUAUGGAAAUGUAUAUUGUUUCACUGCAUUUGGAGAGAUCUCCAAAAGUAUAGACUGGUGUGUUGUAUUUUUAUAAGCAGAUGGCUUUGUCUUUUCAUUGGUGUGAUUUGAAAAUGCAAUAAAAUGUCAUUUUGUGAGCCAUGACUGGA